ACACAACAGGUCGACGAAUGAUCAAAGCCACGACUUGUACAAGAAUUAAGUGGGGACGGAGAACUUUACUUUCUUGCAACUGGUAUAGUAAAACCAUAGCUGACUUUGCAGUUCUUGAACAGUCUUCUUCAGUAAUUCUUAAGAAUCGUUAGACUGUUUAUAAACUCGAGAAAAAAAACUAUUCCAAACACAGUUUCUUGGUGGUUUUAAUUAUAUUAGUAUUUUUUAAAAUGCUUUAUUAUUUAUUAAUGCCUUGUUAACAAGUUAAUGAGUGUUUAAGUGAAACAACUCAUAGUAAACUGUUGUACUUUAUAUUUUAUUAUUUAUUAUCAGUGAAACCUUUUAUUUAAAGUUUGUUGAUUAUUGAAAUUAGAAAGUAAAUAAACUACAGUCAUCAAAAAUGGAUAAAGUAGAUCUAAUCAGUCCAGGAAGAUAUGAAAGGAUUUUGGAGACAGCAAAACAUAUUGAACCCCUAAAAAUGGGUAAUGUAUUCUUUCAAUAUGAACUCCAACCCUUAUCUGCUGCUUCUAUUGAGAAAGCGAAGAAUGAACUAAGAGAAACUGAAGAAGUUGUUAAACAAGCUCUUGCAGAUAUGAGAGAAUUAAUAAAAGGAGAGAAAGAUUUAUAUGUUCCGGAUGAUGAUUAUUUUUUUGCCAAGUUUCUUAGACCUUGCAAGUGGCAUGUGAAGCCUGCAUUUGAAUUGUUAAAGCGUUUUUAUCGCUACAAAUUGACUCAUCCUCGAUAUUGUAUUAAUCUCACUCCAAAAUCGGAGCCAAGUGCAUUUGUCAAUGAUAUACUUACACCUCUCCCCUUGCGCACCAACGAUGGUUGUCGGAUAGUUUUGAUUGAGGGUGGGAAAAAAUGGAAUCCUAAAAAAGUUUCUCUCGACCAAAUUUUUAGAACAGUUAUGAUGCUCCUAGAUGCUGCUGUUAUUGAACCAGAAACACAGGUUAAUGGUGUCCAUGUGAUUUUAGACAUGGAUGGACUCUUUUUGAGUCAAGUAACAUACUACACUCCUAGUUUUGCAAAUGCUGUACUCGAGUGGGUUCAAAAAUGCCUUCCUACACGCCUCAAAGGUGUUCAUAUAAUCAACCAACCAUUCAUAUUUAACAUGGUUUUUGCAAUUUUCAAACCAUUCUUGAUGGAAAAAUUACGAAAACGAGUAAUUUUCCAUGGAACAGAUAGAAAAAGUUUAUUAAAAUAUAUCGACGCUAGAGCUUUACCAGUUCGAUAUGGUGGAGAAUUAGAAUUACCACCUGAAUCAUUUGGAGAAAAAAUUUGGAAAUACAUUUCAAAUUUUGAAGACGAAUUUAUAGAGGCUGAGACUUACGGAUAUCAAUCAAAGAAAUAAAUACUGAUUCACUGACUAAAUAUAUUUAUAUUUAUAUAUUUGGAUUGUGGUAUAUUACAUUUGACUUGUUGAGAUACUAUAGAGUUAUUUUAUUAUUGAUAUUGAUUAAAAUUAAAAUUAAAGGUAA
Chelonus insularis is the source of this 1478-nucleotide messenger RNA. Its product is annotated as alpha-tocopherol transfer protein-like. The coding region runs from base 401 to 1351 and encodes 316 amino acids. Gene Ontology annotation, molecular function: phosphatidylinositol bisphosphate binding. The transcript has 6 exons. Lineage: Eukaryota; Metazoa; Arthropoda; Insecta; Hymenoptera; Braconidae. The record is from RefSeq and is a predicted model, not a curated record. Gene Ontology annotation, cellular component: membrane.